AUGGAACAGCGAUCUCUCGUGGACUUUUCCUUCAGUGGCGUAAAUUUUUCUGGUAAUUUGCUGCCUAAAUCUCUUGGCUAUCUAUCUUCUUUGCAGUUCUUGAUGCUUUCUUCUUGCAAUUUGUCGGGGCCAAUUCCAAGAUCUCUUUGGAAUCUCACCAAUAUACAGUAUUUGAUCCUUGAAAAUAACAAUCUGGAAGGAUCACUUCCUCCGUUUUCAAGCGGACUGCAGAAUCUGUUUCAACUUUCCCUUAGAAACAACUCGUUGAAUGGAGAAUUACCGUCCUGGAUAUUCUCCCUACCGUCACUAUCUGCACUACACUUGAGUUUCAACCGCUUUUCCGGUCAACUUAAGGAUUUCAAGUACAAUACAGUAACCGAGAUUCGUCUAGGACAUAACCAGUUACAAGGUCCUCUUCCCAAGUCUAUUCAGAACCUUGUGAACCUAGCGUGGCUUGAUAUUCCGUCCAACCACUUUACUGGCAAUGUAGAUGUCAGCUUCAUUUCUGACCUCAAAAAACUUUGGUUUCUCGAUCUCUCAUUUAAUAAUAUUUCGCUAACCAAUGAGAGAAAAGUCAAAUCUACCUAG
This is a messenger RNA of Capsicum annuum, 588 nucleotides long. RefSeq names its product receptor-like protein Cf-9 homolog. NCBI's taxonomy places the organism in Eukaryota, Viridiplantae, Streptophyta, Magnoliopsida, Solanales, Solanaceae. The transcript has a single exon. The record is from RefSeq and is a predicted model, not a curated record. Gene Ontology annotation, molecular function: protein binding. The coding region runs from base 1 to 588 and encodes 195 amino acids.